AUGGCCGCACUCCGCGCGACUUCAAGAUGGGCAGUCUCGGGUACCCCAAUCCAGAAUAGCCUACUCGACUUCCAUGGUCUCUUCAAAUUUCUUCAUUUCGCCCCAUACGAUGAUCCAAAAGUUUUUGACGAUGACAUUUCGAGCAUAUGGCGUACCAAAACCGUCGAAGAAGCCAGUGAGACAUUCAAGAAGCUACUAUCGUGCUUGAUGAUCCGACGAACGAAGACUAUCCUGGAUUUGCCCAAGAGAGAUGACCAUCUGAUGCGUGUGCCAUUCAACCACGAGGAAGAGAGAUAUUAUCGCCAAAUCGAGCAGCCCGUCAUGGAAAUGCUAGACCGCGACACACGAGACGACAGCCAAACCCAGGUUCCUUGGAUGACUGCUAUACAGCAGAUCAACAAGCUUCGUCUUAUCUGCAACCUAGGCGUCUCCACUCAUUCGCAAGCCGACUGCAACUCGCAACCUGGCGGCGAAUCCGAUGACAAGACAUCCGUAAUGAACACACGCUUCUCAAUGGACGGAGGAUCAUGUGAGCUGUGCUCCCAGCCAGUCGAACUAUCGACACUCGGCAGCAGUCUACGGGAUAUUUGGAACCCAUCUCUUGAAGACCAAGCACUUGCCCGCAUCCACCGGCUUGGACAGCUUCAUACCGUGACCACUAUACGUUACGUCAUGGAAGACUCGUUUGAAGAGGUACUCAUGCCGCAGUGA
Alternaria triticimaculans is the source of this 711-nucleotide messenger RNA. RefSeq lists its product as uncharacterized. The record is from RefSeq and is a predicted model, not a curated record. Gene Ontology annotation, molecular function: ATP binding; ATP-dependent chromatin remodeler activity. NCBI's taxonomy places the organism in Eukaryota, Fungi, Ascomycota, Dothideomycetes, Pleosporales, Pleosporaceae. The coding region runs from base 1 to 711 and encodes 236 amino acids. The transcript has 2 exons.